AUGCCCCCUUUGUCUAGCAAGCACCGCAGUCCUCCCUCGGUGGGUGAUGACAUCAGGACAGCAGGCGACUCUGAUAUCGACCAGGAUGCCACCGACAACGAGGCCGAGAACGGCGGCGGCGGCGGCGGCGGCGGCGGCGCCACCGCUCCUCCAUCCAAGAAGAAGAAAGGACAACGCUUCUUCUGUACCGACUUCCCCCCCUGCAACCUGAGCUUCACUCGCAGCGAGCAUUUGGCUCGGCACAUCCGCAAACACACCGGUGAACGUCCCUUCCAGUGUCACUGCUCGCGCCGCUUCUCCCGCCUGGAUAACCUGCGACAGCAUGCCCAGACCGUCCAUGUGAACGAGGAGAUCCCCGGCGACUCGCUCGCCGCCACGGGCACCCGCUUCCAGCGCCAGAUCCGCACCGACCGCGUCCGCCCUCAGGGUCGCGCCCGAGCCGGCACGGCGGGCAGUCAGGGUACCCACAGUCGUGGCCACAGUCGCAAUCUAUCCACCUCCAGUAUCGCCUCGACCGCCUCCACCUUCAGUCAGCCGCCGGAAAUCCGUCGUCGACCACCUCCCCUGAUCAUGGCCAACGAUGGAAGUGCCCGCGCCCGCCUCGCUGCCCUCGAUCCCUUGGGCGAACCCCCCAGUACCCCCCCCAGCCAGAUCCGCGGGCCCCCCGCCGCCGUCGUCGGCUCCCCCUACACUCCCUCCCACUUUUUCUCGGCCGGCGGAGGGAGUCCCAACUUCGCCUCUCCCAUGUCCGCCGCCGGCUUCUGGGAUGGCAAGACGGCCGCCCGUCGUCUCUCCGUGCCUAGUGGCACGAAUCCUUUCUCCCCACAUCACCUCCACCUUCACCACCACCAGCAGCAACAGUUUCAACCCCAACACCUUCACAACAAUCCCCAACCCCCCACUACUGCUGCUGCUGCUGCUGCUGCUGCUGCUGCUGCCGCCUCCGCCUACCCUCCGGGAUAUGCUGGCUCAACGACGACAGCACAGUUGAAUGGCGGUGUCUACGCCAGCCCCACCAGUUCCAACUAUUCCCACUCGCGCGAGGAGUCCACCAUCACCGCUCUGACUCCAACCGAGGCCGAGAUGCGGCGACGUACCUGGCAUCCGUCCACCUAUUCGACUUAUAGUCGACCGGCCACCAGUGGGCUCAACCAGUACCAGACCCCAGAGACCGUCCUCCAGCCCGCGUUUGGCGCCAACUCCAACUCGGACCAACAACCGCCGCGACUCCCAGGCAUUGAGAGUUUUGACAAGGUGAUCUCUCAGCAACAACAACAACAACAGCAGCAACGGUCUCUGACCCCUCCACUGCGAAAACAAAGCCCCCUGGCACUUGAGGUGCAGCCCCGUGGAUUCGGAACCGUGUCGUCAUCCUAUCAACCACCUGCAGUCCGUCCCCCACCCCCGAUCUCAGGCCCUGGGCAUCGACGCGGCCAUCUGUCGUGGGACAUGACCCUACAUACCAACCUCACCGGAUUGGACCUACGAGACCGACCCCUGCAGCAGCAGCAGCAGCGCGACGCCUCGCACUGGAGCCAGCAGACCAUCGCCGAGAUCCAGAAUGUCGGAUCCCGCCCAUCAUCAUCCUACCAUCCUCAACAUCAUCGCCACUCGUCCUCGGUGGCCUCCUCCUCGAUGACCAACGGCCUCGAUUCUACCGGUCAACGCCCCCACUCGAGUUCGCACGCUCCCCGCACCUCCCCGGAAGAUUCCAGCAGCAGUGAGGGCGUGCAUACGCCUUCGACGGCAUCUCUCGAGUACCACCCGGCGAUUGUCCACAGCAGCGGCUACAUUGAGCCGCAUCCUCUUCCUGAUCAAACAGUCUGCCCCCUUUCUCAUUCGAAUAACUACCCCGCCAACGCGCCCGAGGCGCGGACAGACUACUACAACUCGUCCUCGCGCGGACAUGAUAUGGGCCGACUGGAGGCGCUUGUUGCGGUUGCGACAAGCGAGAACAAGGGCGCGACCAAGUUCUUUGCUUAG
Molecule: messenger RNA, 1983 nt
Organism: Penicilliopsis zonata CBS 506.65
Lineage: Eukaryota; Fungi; Ascomycota; Eurotiomycetes; Eurotiales; Aspergillaceae
Exons: 2
Coding region: 1-1983 (660 amino acids)
Biological process (GO): regulation of transcription by RNA polymerase II
Molecular function (GO): DNA-binding transcription factor activity, RNA polymerase II-specific; RNA polymerase II cis-regulatory region sequence-specific DNA binding
Source: RefSeq, a predicted model, not a curated record